UCAUCCGCACUGAAAUACAAAACCCUGCUGGCAAACAUGAUUCCUUGAACCUUGCCAGUUUUACACGAACUCACUUGUUUUCUGGGUUUGACUUUCAGUGAAUUAGGCGCCGACGGAGCUAUUCCUUUGGAUUAUUUCUUCAAUCUUUAUGAUUAAUCGUGGUCAAAGAUAUGGUUGCCCCGACUGGGACCACGGCCCAUCGAGUGGACCCGGGUUCAUGCCCUCAUUUGCCCAACACCAGCUGGGAUCGAGAUGAAGAUCUUUCCUGCAUCGCCACCACCUUCCACUAUUUAAACACCUCAGGCUGGUACUGGGGUUCCAUCUCGGCGAGCCAAGCUCGGGACAAACUCCUGGCAAAGUCUGAAGGCACGUUCCUGGUGCGGGACAGCAGUCACCCUCAGUAUAUGGUGGCGUUGUCAGUGAUGACCCAGUGCGGACCGACCAGUGUCCGAAUACAGUAUAGGAGAGGCUCUUUCUGGCUGGACUCGCUCAGUCCUGAGCUGCCUCAGCUGCAGUCUUUCCCUGACGUCAUCAGUCUCGUCCAGUGGUACACUACAACGGGACAAGCGCCGCAAGGACCGGCGGCGUCCAUUGAGGAUAAUCACCUCUCCCACAAAAGGCCCGACCAUGUCCUAGUCCCCUCUGUGAAGGACAACGGCGUGAUCCUGAAGCUGCUGCAUCCCCUACACAGGCCAGAGACCUUUCCACGUUUGCAGCACCUAGCACGCCUCGCUAUCAACAGAAACACAAACUGCCCUGACCAACUUCCCCUGCCGAAGUCUCUCCUGAACUACUUGCACGAUUACCCUUUCCAUAUCUGAGAGUCUCCACUGAAACAGAGAUACUGGCGGAGGUAAUCAAUACACUACAUCUGAGAGGUUUUGCGAUAUUGUAAUAUUUGCACAUGAAACAAGUGUCUUUCAACUGUUGUCCCUCAAAAUGGUCUUUUUCCAUGACGACGCAAAAGGCUUCUGCAUGUAUUCUGAGGAUUGUUUCGAUUUUCUAAAUAAAUGUUUUGUUCAGCAGUGGCCUGACAAUCUUGAUUUUGCUACCUGAAACACUGUAAAACUCUUUUUUUUGCUUAUGUGUAAUCAAAAAUUGAAUCAUAACAAUGUUUGUCCUUUACUUUUCAACAAAUGAAUAAAGGAGGUAUUCAACACAUUUAAGAGAUGUCUUGAGAAAAGUGAAAAAGUCAACUUUUCGAAAACGAAAGACUACUCACACGAAAAAAAGACAUUUUUUUUAGAUUUUAAAAAUAAUCCUUAUCACUGAAUUUAGGAGAUAUUUUCAAAGAUGUAACAAUUGUUGCAAUAUUCUAAUGGAUCCUACAAACGUCAAGUAAUUU
Corythoichthys intestinalis (scribbled pipefish) is the source of this 1345-nucleotide messenger RNA. Its product is annotated as cytokine-inducible SH2-containing protein-like. Gene Ontology annotation, molecular function: 1-phosphatidylinositol-3-kinase regulator activity. Lineage: Eukaryota; Metazoa; Chordata; Actinopteri; Syngnathiformes; Syngnathidae. Gene Ontology annotation, cellular component: phosphatidylinositol 3-kinase complex. The record is from RefSeq and is a predicted model, not a curated record. The coding region runs from base 171 to 821 and encodes 216 amino acids. Gene Ontology annotation, biological process: phosphatidylinositol phosphate biosynthetic process; intracellular signal transduction. The transcript is spliced from 3 exons.